Molecule: messenger RNA, 603 nt
Organism: Saccharomyces mikatae IFO 1815
Lineage: Eukaryota; Fungi; Ascomycota; Saccharomycetes; Saccharomycetales; Saccharomycetaceae
Gene: SCP1
Product: Scp1p
Exons: 1
Coding region: 1-603 (200 amino acids)
Molecular function (GO): protein binding
Source: RefSeq, a predicted model, not a curated record
AUGAGCUAUGAUAAGAAAGCAGACGUCACAUCCCUAGAUGAAGAUUUGAGACAAUUAAGAAAAAGCAAGUAUUCACCUGAAGCAGUUCAACAUAUCAAAACAUGGGUAUUCGAAUCAGUACUGAUAGAGGCCACUCCUUCUGAAGAUUUGCUAGAAUGUUUAAAAGAUGGAACAGUUUUAUGCAAACUAGCAAAUAUUUUAUACGAGGCAGACACAAAGAAAGCGAACCAUAUUGGUUGGAAAAGCUCCAAAAUGCCAUUUGUUCAGAUGGACCAAAUUUCCCAAUUCUUAUCAUUUGCGAGAGAGUACGGUGUGCCUGAAGAUGAGCUAUUUCAGACAGUAGACCUUUUUGAAGAAAAAGAUCCAGCGAUUGUUUAUCAAACACUUAAGUCUUUGUCUCGCUACGCCAAUAAAAAGCAUCCAGCUAGAUUUCCCGUCCUCGGACCUCAACUAUCAACAAAGAAACCAAGACCUCAAAUCAAAUCCAAACCAAAGCAUCUACAAGGAGGUACUGGAUGGAGCACAUAUGAAUAUGGUUACAUGAAAGGUGCAUCUCAAGGUACUGAGGGGGUGGUCUUAGGUCAAAGAAGAGAUAUAGUUUAG